CUGUCACUCUGCACUCACGAUGCGUCCAAUGAGAGCACGCGGCAGGCGAUACAAACUGGCAGCCGCCAUGUUGUGUCUCCGGGGGCCAGGAGGAGCGACGUCCGGUAGUAAACAGUAGAUGACGUUACCGCCCGCUCGGCUCUUCACGGGAAACGGACCGCAGCUGGAAGCCAUGAGCCGUCCGUCCUCAGCCGGAGCCGGAGGUGGAGGACUCGGGGCCGGGAAAGCAGGCGGAGGAAAGCACGGGGGAUCGGGAGGCGCUGGCGCCGCAGCAGCAGCCGCGGCCGCAGCAGCGGUAGCCGCCGGCGUGAGCUCCGUGGCCGGGUCGGGGUCUGCUGCCCCUUCCGCCACCGUGUCCCUCGCCGCGGUCGGCCUGCCAGGGCAGUCCCCGGAGCUCACGGCGCUGUUCGAGUGUCCGGUAUGCUUCGACUACGUCCUGCCGCCCAUCCUGCAGUGCCAGGCGGGUCACCUGGUCUGCAACCAGUGCCGCCAGAAGCUGAGCUGCUGCCCGACCUGCCGAGGCCCGCUCACCCCGAGCAUCCGGAACCUGGCCAUGGAGAAGGUGGCGUCCACACUGCCGUUCCCCUGCAAGUACUCGUCGGCCGGCUGCCUGCUGGCGCUGCAUCACAGCGAGAAGCCGGAUCACGAGGAGGUUUGUGAGUUCAGGCCGUACACCUGCCCGUGUCCCGGGGCCACCUGCAAGUGGCACGGCUCUCUGGAGGCCGUCAUGCCGCACCUGAUGCACGCACACAAGUCCAUCACCACGCUGCAGGGGGAGGACAUCGUCUUCUUGGCGACGGACAUCAACCUGCCGGGCGCCGUGGACUGGGUGAUGAUGCAGUCGUGCUUCAGCCACCACUUCAUGCUGGUGCUGGAGAAGCAGGAGAAGUACGAGGGCCACCAGCAGUUCUUCGCCGUCGUGCUGCUCAUCGGCACCCGCAAGCAGGCCGAGAACUUCGCCUACCGCCUGGAGCUCAACGGCAACCGGCGCCGGCUCACCUGGGAGGCCACGCCGCGUUCCAUCCACGACGGGGUGGCGGCCGCCAUCAUGAACAGCGACUGCCUCGUGUUCGACACGUCCAUCGCACAUCUGUUCGCCGACAACGGCAACCUGGGGAUCAACGUCACCAUCUCCAUGUGCUGAGGGACGCCACGACGGAGGCGUCGCUGCGGACGUCCUGCGCCCGUCCUGCGCCGUUGGUGAGGAAAAACAUUACAAGACGUUUUAAUCGCUGAGAGAAAACUGUGCGUGGUGUCUAUUCGGUAUUUGACGAUUGGUGGGAUUGGAUUGGACGCCAAGGACAAAGUGGAAUAUAUCUCCACCAGAAGAGCCGCCGCCGCCACUCUUCACGAUGGAAAAGAAGCCGGGCUGCUGCUUCGACCGCCGUGACGCCGAAGUUCACUCUCAGAUUGUGCGCUCGGCAGGAGCGUCAGACUUCCUGUCGGCCCGACGUGUUCACAAUAUUCUCGUGUUUCCGCUGCAGACUCGACCCGACUGGAGCGCCGGCCACAGAUCCGUGUUAGUGAUGGAGGACGCAAGCUGCCAAAAUAUAAAUCAGUGAAUGACUUGAUAAAUUAAACAUUUCGGUUUUAAUUUGCUUCUUUACGUUUUAUUAAUUCUGUUUUCCUUUUUUAUUUAUUUGUAUUAAUUUGUUUGUUUUUCUUCAUUUAAAUUUGAUUUGUUUUUUUAUUCACUUCUUCAUUAAGAAAUACAGAGAAAUGCAUAUUAAUAAUAAUAUUAUAUUAAUAAGGAAAAGAUGAAUACAUUUUUUAAAAUACAAUAAAAUAAAGUUCAAACAAUAUACAUUUAAAAAGUAAAUAAAAGGGAAAAUUAAAUAUGAAAGUAAAUACAUUUAAUGUCACAUUUUUAAUGGCAUAUUCACUUAUCAAGUCAUGUCUUUAUUUUAUGUUGGCAGCUUCUGUCCAGAGUUUAAAGUCCUGUAUGUUUUAUAAAACUCAUCAUGGAGCUGACGUGUGAAACAGAAUAAUGUGAACACGUUCAUCAGAAGGUUGCAGGUUCAAAUCCCUGCAGCCGUGUCGCAGACCUUCUGCAGGUGGAGGUGAAUCUUCACACCUUCGUUGUUCUCAGAGGAGAUGGAGGAAGGAUCCUCCGAGACGCUUCCUGCUGUCUGUUUUAGCCGCCAGCGCCUUAAUUUUCUACCAACCUCCUGCUGCAGCUCUUUCUGAGGGACGGAGAGAAACUUCAGCAGAUACCUCGGACCGCAGACACGUCUGUACCUGAACCCUCGGACCUCGCCGGUGUUUCCUCUGGGUUUAACGCAACUAAACAAGUUACUGAAGGGUUCGUCAUAAGAAUAAACAUUAUAAACAAAGACGUUAAUAAAUCUAUUUAAAGGAGUCAAACUGCGAAUAAUCGGGUUUUAAAAUGCUCCUUAAAGUCCUCGGCCCCCGCCUGCACCGCCGUGCACGUCUUACUUUCUGAACACUGACUUGUUUUGGACCAGAGGUGCUUUUCCUUCUGCACACGUGUCUCUGCGCUUUCCUUCUGCACACGUGUCUCUGCGCUUUCCUUCUGCACACGUGUCUCUGCGCUUUCCUUCUGCACACGUGUCUCUGCGCUUUCCUUCUGCACACGUGUCUCUGCGCUUUCCUUCUGCACACGUGUCGCCGCGCUUUCCUUCUGCACACGUGUCUCCGCGCUUUCCUUCUGCCCACGUGUCUCUGCGCUUUCCUUCUGCACACGUGUCUCCGCGCUUUCCUUCUGCACACGUGUCUCCGCGCUUUCCUUCUGCACACGUGUCUCUGCGCUUUCCUUCUGCACACGUGUUCCUUCUGCACACGUGUCUCCGCGCUUUCCUUCUGCACACGUGUCUCUGCGCUUUCCUUCUGCACACGUGUCUCUGCGCUUUCCUUCUGCCCACGUGUCUCCGCGCUUUCCUUCUGCACACGUGUCGCCGCGCUUUCUUUCUGCACACGUGUCUCCGCGCUUUCCUUCUGCCCACGUGUCUCCGCGCUUUCCUUCUGCACACGUGUCUCCGCGCUUUCCUUCUGCCCACGUGUCUCCGCGCUUUCCUUCUGCACACGUGUCGCCGCGCUUUCUUUCUGCACACGUGUCUCCGCGCUUUCCUUCUGCCCACGUGUCUCCGCGCUUUCCUUCUGCACACGUGUCUCCGCGCUUUCCUUCUGCACACUUGUCUCUGCGCUUUCCUUCUGCACACGUGUUCCUUCUGCACACGUGUCUCCGCACUUUCCUUCUGCACACGUGUCUCCGCGCUUUCCUUCUGCCCACAUGUCUCCGCGCUUUCCUUCUGCACACGUGUCUCUGCGCUUUCCUUCUGCCCACGUGUCUCCGCGCUUUCCUUCUGCACACGUGUCUUCGCGCUUUCCUUCUGCACACGUGUCUCUGCGCUUUCCUUCUGCACACGUGUCUCCGCGCUUUCCUUCUGCCCACGUGUCUCCGCGCUUUCCUUCUGCACACGUGUCUCCGCGCUUUCCUUCUGCACACGUGUCUCCGCGCUUUCCUUCCUCGCAUCUUAUUCGGAGAAGCAGAAGCUGCUAAACGAGAAGCGCUCGACUCGUAGCGUCGGUUUUAAGCGCCGUCAGCUACUGAUGCCGUGUACGUGUCACGCCACCCGAUAGGAGACAUAACCAAAUAUUUUCCGUCUGUUCAGGACAAAGUCUCAAACUAGUUUUGUAAAAUUGAAUUGUUCAUAUUUGCCUGUUUGGGCUCGACGGCCGCGGCGGUCACUGCGGGAGAAAUAGUUCAGCUGCUCGGUCUAAAGCUGACGACUCAACGACUUUAAUCAGGAGAGCAAAGCUGGCGUUCUGAGUGACGAAGAGUUCCUUCAGCUUUUCAUUGUUACAAUUGUGGAUACAUACAGACAGACAAUGAUUUGUUUAAAAAGAGAAGAAAUGUUUUUAAAUCUGAUUCUUGCUCCGCUGCCUCGUCAUCAUCGUCGUCGUCGUCCUAAGCCCCGAGGAAACACCGCUCUCUCUCUGAUAAUCACUUCCACUUUACAACCCGCCGACUUUCUAUGAAAUGUUUUAAACGAUUACAAAUGAAGUUAUAACGAACAUUAUAUUUUCUAAAAACAAAACACUGCAACGUUUAUUGUUCGACUGUUUUUACUGUUUCUGACAUUUCGGUGUUAAUUCUGCUGCUGAAGAAAAACAAACGUUCACGUUUAACUUUUUAUUGGACAAGAAACCGUAUGGAAGCCCGGAGGGGACGCUAUUCAAAUGUAAAGUUGAACAUCAAAAUGUAAUUUUUAUAAUUUAACAUGUGCAUUAUUUAAAUAAAAAUGUUUUUCAAUAAUCCAAUUUCAUUUACAACUCGUGUGGUUUAACCAUAUUAACAUUCAUAUCUUCCUGUACAGUGGACAAUAUACAAACUUGAAAUGUAACAUUAAUGUUUCAAUUCAAAAUAAAAAUGUAAUUUUCUCACCAUUUAAUAAAUGAAAACGGCAUUUGGUAUUUAAUUUCAAAGACUUAAACAUUUGAAUAUGGUAAUACCAGUAUGAGAAGAUAAAAAAUGGAUUAUUGCAUUAAAUUUUUACUCAAAUACCACAAACGUGGAAUAUGAUAAAGCUAUUGUGGAAAUUACGUUUUAAUUUGAAUAAAGUCCCCUCUGGGCUUCCAUACUCCAGGUUUAAUUGAAUAAAGUCCCCUCUGGGCUUCCAUACUCCAGGUUUAAUUGAAUUAAGUCCCCUCUGGGCUUCCAUACUCCAGGUUUAAUUGAAUUAAGUCCCCUCUGGGCUUCCAUACUCCAGGUUUAAUUGAAUUAAGUCCCCUCUGGGCUUCCAUACUCCAGGUUUAAUUGAAUUAAGUCCCCUCUGGGCUUCCAUACUCCAGGUUUAAUUGAAUUAAGUCCCCUCUGGGCUUCCAUACUCCAGGUUUAAUUGAAUUAAGUCCCCUCUGGGCUUCCAUACUCCAGGUUUAAUUGAAUAAAGUCCCCUCUGGGCUUCCAUACUCCAGGUUUAAUUGAAUAAAGUCCCCUCUGGGCUUCCAUACUCCAGGUUUAAUUGAAUUAAGUCUCCUCUGGGCUUCCAUACUCCAGGUUUAAUUGAAUAAAGUCCCCUCUGGGCUUCCAUACUCCAGGUUUAAUUGAAUUAAGUCCCCUCUGGGCUUCCAUACUCCAGGUUUAAUCUGUCAGAAAAUAUUUGUUUCUUUAAUUAAAAAGCUAAAGAGAAAAUGUUUACGUUUGUUAUUAACCUGAUGCAUCAAACUUUAUUAAUAUUAUGUUAACACUUUAUUUAGUCUGUUAUUCAGGAACAUUCCCAUUUUGAAUUCAAAGUAAAAUAAUUAAAGGUAAAUGAGUUAUUCCACGAAAAGACAUUAAUCCGUGCUCAUGUCUGCGGCGGCAGCAGGACAAUGAGCUGAAGAAGAGUUUGUUUUAAUACUUUGUUUCUGUGAUGUUUGGAUAUUAAAUGUUUGAUUCUGUA
Messenger RNA from Cottoperca gobio, 5402 nucleotides. It is a transcript of the gene siah2l, whose product is annotated as seven in absentia homolog 2 (Drosophila)-like. Gene Ontology annotation, biological process: proteasome-mediated ubiquitin-dependent protein catabolic process; multicellular organism development. Lineage: Eukaryota; Metazoa; Chordata; Actinopteri; Perciformes; Bovichtidae. Gene Ontology annotation, cellular component: cytoplasm. Bases 119 to 1144 code for a protein of 341 amino acids. The record is from RefSeq and is a predicted model, not a curated record. The transcript is spliced from 3 exons. Gene Ontology annotation, molecular function: ubiquitin conjugating enzyme binding; zinc ion binding; ubiquitin protein ligase activity.